This is a messenger RNA of Cryptosporidium ubiquitum, 1863 nucleotides long. RefSeq names its product F-box domain-containing protein. The record is from RefSeq and is a predicted model, not a curated record. The coding region runs from base 1 to 1863 and encodes 620 amino acids. The transcript has a single exon. Gene Ontology annotation, biological process: SCF-dependent proteasomal ubiquitin-dependent protein catabolic process. NCBI's taxonomy places the organism in Eukaryota, Apicomplexa, Conoidasida, Eucoccidiorida, Cryptosporidiidae. Gene Ontology annotation, cellular component: SCF ubiquitin ligase complex.
AUGUUAGGUAAAGCGGAAUGGUUGUUUUUGACUUCAAAUAUUGAGGUUAAUAUAUCUGGAAGAAAAAUCAUGCAAAAUUUGGGUACCAAAGGUGCAGGAGUAUAUUAUAAAUUAAAUGCUAAUGAUAUUGAAAUAUGUAUUUAUGGGCUCAAUCGCGAGUUUAAUUAUUCAAUAAAAAGUGAUAUUUUAUCGAUAUUCUGGAAGUUCUACAAAGAUGGAAAAUUUACAAUUGUUAGCAAAAAAAAUUAUAUUUUUUUUUUUUCUAAUGGAUUAUCGAACUCAAUUUAUUACUUUAUUAAAAAUGUUGCAGCUAUCUUCCCUCAAUGCUUAUCUCCUAACUUCGAUCCUAAUAGCUAUUUAAUAUAUAAAUCCUCUUCCCCAACUUCUAAUAAUAAUUUUCUUGGCUAUUCUGGCAACCAGGCAAUUACUAAAAAACAAAAAAUCAUGAAACUGGAGCAGAUUAAUCAUCAAAAGUUGAGAAAUGUUUCAAAAAAUGAAUUCGAAGAUGAAAACAGGAAAAUUUUCGGUAUAAAUAACUUAGAUAAUCGCAAAACUAUUUCAUCUAACUUUCUAAUUGAUUUACCAGAAGAUCUAAUAUUUUAUGUUCUUUCUAUGCUUGUUAAUCCAGUCAUAAGCGAAGGAAAUGAAAAAUCAUACACGAACUACAAUUCAUUUUAUAAAGACGACUUAAUUAAAUCAACUAAUUUAGUAUUUGUAAAUAGCAAACUACUAAAAUUUUUCCAAAAAAAUGCUUGGGAAAUUUCAAUCAAUCAUAAAGUACAUAAAUCAAAUAAUAUUAAUAAUUACAAAAAUUUAGGAAGUUUAAUAAUAUCGAAUAAAUAUAUUAAGGACUCGGAAAUUAAAGAAUUCGCUUCUUCAAAAAACCUUCCAGUAUUGGCUAAUAAAUUAAGUAUAAAGGGAAAUAAUAACAUAACAGACUCUGCACUUACACUUCUCCUUUUAAGAUUAAAGAAUUUGGAAUUUUUGGAAAUUAUUAACUGCAAUAACAUAACUGGAAAUUCUUCUUUCCGGUUAAUUGGAACAAAGUCUUCAAUUAAAUAUUUAAAAAUAGGUUCCGUAAUAAAACAAAACUUUUCAAUAAACGAUGAUUCACUGAAAGAUUUGUUCAAUAUAAACUACAAAAAAAGGUCAGAUAUAAAUUUCAUGGAUAAGCUUACAAAAACAAACAUUGUAUAUUUAGAAUUAAUAAAUUGUCUAAGGAUUACUAAGUUCCCAAUUAUUAAAGAAUACUAUUGCAAUAUUGAAUAUUUAGACUUAACGGGAUGUAAGAAUAUUAUAAAUCACGAAUUCGAACUUUUUCUUGGUUAUUUGAAUAAUCUUAAAGUGCUCAUUUUAUCCAAUACAAAUAUAAAUGAUCAGAUACUUAAUGUUGUUUUUGAAAGAUGUUCUGGAAUAGAAAUAUUGGAUGUUUCUUAUUGUAAUAAUAUUUCAGAAGAAGUAUUUGAUAAGAUACCAAGUAGAUUAAAAUUAAUAUCUGGCCUUAAAUUAUCUUAUUGCUUGAAUCUCAAAGCUAAUGCCUUGAUAAAAAUUCUAACUGGUUGCAAAUUUUUGGAAAUUAUAGAUCUGACAGGAUGUUGCAAUAUAGAUGCCAAUUUAAUUAAUUAUCGAAAUAACACUGCCUUUACUUCAAGAAUAAGAAAGAUAGGUGUUUUUAGGCUUUCGUUGGACUUAAGAAAACUGAAUGAUUUUAUAUCUAAUAAUAUUGAAAUAAAGCCAAAUAAUGCAAAAAUAAAUAUUGAAAUCCGUAAUGACAAAGAAUUCCUAAUAACAGAAUUUACUUUUAAAUACGAAAAAAAAAAAGAUCAAUAUCUAGAAAGAAGUAAACCAAUUUGGGCGAAUUAA